Molecule: messenger RNA, 1634 nt
Organism: Salvelinus fontinalis (brook trout)
Lineage: Eukaryota; Metazoa; Chordata; Actinopteri; Salmoniformes; Salmonidae
Product: solute carrier family 66 member 2
Exons: 5
Coding region: 276-1010 (244 amino acids)
Biological process (GO): phospholipid translocation; retrograde transport, endosome to Golgi
Cellular component (GO): trans-Golgi network; endosome
Source: RefSeq, a predicted model, not a curated record
AUCAUCAUUGUGUGUGUCAUGCAGUGACUCCCAUAGAUGUUUUCCCAUAGCCAAUAGUUGCGUUGGUUGAAGUCAAGUUGUGAAGACUGUAUACUGUAUACGGUAUAUCUAAUUUGUCUAUGAACAGGUUUGAGCGCAUGACUGAGGAGUUGUCAAUAAAUCUGCGCGUGAAUGGAAGAGGUAUGUUCAGUGGUGAACAACGUCUGCAACCGCAGUACAUUUGAAGGCUGGGUGUGACUGAGGCCAGGCUGCCGUCUGUGAGGCCCUAGCUAGAGAUGGACAUCGAGGUGGACAUCCAGGAGGAGGACAUGGAGGGCUCGUGGACCUUGCUGCCGUGGCUGGCAUCCUGUGUGAUGGUGUUUGGAGGGGCCCUGCCUUACGUGCCUCAGUACCAGGAGAUCCAGAAGAGCAGCAACACUGAGGGAUUCUCCACCCGUGUUUGCCUGCUGCUGCUCAUCGCCAACAUCCUUCGCAUCUUCUUCUGGAUAGGGAAGCAGUUUGAACUGACUCUGCUCCUCCAGAGUGUGGUGAUGAUUAUCACCAUGCUAUCUAUGCUCCACCUCUGCUGCAACAUCCAGCAAGCCAAUCGGGUCAGCACCAACCAGCACCACUUCACAGAUCUGGACCUGCGCUACUUCUGGAGCUGGAGUGCGUUUGAGGACUACCUGCUAUUCUGUUUUGCCUUCACGGUGCUGUGUGCCUUCCUCACCCUUCUCCUGCUGGACUCUGUGCUGUUCGUGGAGGGCCUGGGCUCCCUGGCCGUGCUGUUUGAGGCCAUGCUGGGGGUGCCACAGCUUCUGCAGAACUUCCACAACCACUCCACCCGCGGCAUGAGUGUGAAGAUGGUGCUGCUGUGGACUGUUGGAGACAUUUUCAAGACGACGUACUUCGUGAUGAACCACAGCCCGUCCCAGUUCUGGGUGUGUGGGGCAGUCCAGAUCCUCAUAGACAUGGCCAUCCUGCUGCAGGUGCUCUUUUACGGCCAGGACAUCAGGGUCAAACUGGGAUGAACCCUAUGACCUUAUCAUCCUCCAAUACAUCAAAGCUCUUAAUCAAAGAUUUAUACCUAAACUUGUGUGCCUUACCAUGUAAUUUUUUAAAGAUAUUAGAUGGAGAAUGCCAGAGAGGUAUUGUGUAUGUUUUACUAUUUGAUGCCAGUCAUUUGUGUCUUCAUAGGUCAUUUGCUUUGCUAGUUACUGAAGGACAGUGUGUGUCCAUCAGUCAAUCUCUACCGGCUCCACAGGCAGCUUGAACGACACGACGGGCUACUCUGACUGAUGACUCCUUCACUAUGUACCUCAGUGUGUUUUUAAGAUUAAAUAUAGACAUAUGUAUGUGUGUGCGUUUCAGCAUGAAUUGAUGUUAGCCAUCGGCAUUCUCCAGUGCCACAGGGGCGCAGCGGUCUAAGGCACUGCAUCGCAGUGCUAGAGGCGUCACUACAGACCGAGUUCGAUCCCAGGCUGUAACCGGCCGUGAUCGAGAGUCCCAUAGGGCGGAGCACAAUUGGCCCAGCAUCGUUAGGGGAGGGUUUGGCUGGUGGGGCUUUACAAGUAGGCUGUCAUUGUAAAUAAGAAUGUGUUCUUCACCGACUUGCUUAGUUGAAUAAAGGUUAAAUAAAUAAAAAUGGCAAGGUA